CUCCAGAAGAUUAUCUCAUGGCUGGAACACCAUUGGGACGAUCCGGCAGACGAUGAGGACUUCGAGGACGAGAAGGAGCGCCGCGAAGAAGAGUUGUCUCAUUGGGACAAAGAGUUCAUCGAUAUAUCGGAUCAGUCGCUCCUCUUCGACGUGAUCGCCGCCGCAGACUUCAUGCACAUCACUGGUCUCGUAGAGGUCGGCGCCAAACAUAUCUGCAGUACAAUCAAAGGCAAGUCGUGUCAAGAGGUCCGUCAGAUCCUUAAGAUCACGAAUGACUUGACUCCUGAGGAAGAAGAGACCAUUCAGAAGGAAAACGAGUGGAUUGACGCCAAGGAUUAA
Molecule: messenger RNA, 339 nt
Organism: Oppiella nova
Lineage: Eukaryota; Metazoa; Arthropoda; Arachnida; Sarcoptiformes; Oppiidae
Source: the annotation of a GenBank genome assembly